Messenger RNA from Pseudocercospora fijiensis CIRAD86, 667 nucleotides. RefSeq lists its product as uncharacterized. NCBI's taxonomy places the organism in Eukaryota, Fungi, Ascomycota, Dothideomycetes, Mycosphaerellales, Mycosphaerellaceae. Gene Ontology annotation, biological process: protein N-linked glycosylation. The transcript has 3 exons. Bases 67 to 510 code for a protein of 147 amino acids. Gene Ontology annotation, cellular component: membrane; oligosaccharyltransferase complex. The record is from RefSeq and is a predicted model, not a curated record.
CCGAUCCAAAUGAACCACAUCCUCAACACCUCCACCUCGACACCACGACAGCAAUAGCAAACAACCAUGCCACCACGCAAAUCCACCUCACCCAGCGCCUCCCUCAAACCCAACCCCCCAAAACCCACCAAACCCUCCACCCCUCGCGCCUCACCCACCUCCAUAAAAACCGCCCAAAACGCCCAAAAAAUCCUCCAAGGAAUCUGGAACAACUACCUCACCAGCACUCCUCAAAGAGUAAAACUCAUAGACUUCUUCCUAGCCUUCCUAAUCCUCGUCGGAGCCUUACAAUUCGCGUAUUGCGUUUUGGCUGGGAACUACCCUUUCAACGCCUUCCUCUCAGGUUUCAGCGCAACAGUAGGACAAUUUGUUCUCACGGCGAGUUUGAGAAUGCAGACGAAUCCGGAGAAUCAGAAGGAUUUUGAGAAGAUUUCGCAUGAGAGAGCGUUCGCGGACUUCGUUUUCGGGAGCAUGAUUUUGCAUUUCUUCUGCGUCAACUUUAUCAACUAGAUGUUAGUUCGAAAUGACGAGACGAGAGUUGCAAGAGAUGAUCCACCGCGCGAAGAAGCAUAUCGGUACGGUUGGGCGACAAGGGCAUGGGAAGAUUGGCCGAGAUGCGUAGGCGUCUAGGGACGGAACCGCAUCACCGCGAAAUCCGCGACCAGAU